Microtus oregoni (creeping vole) is the source of this 467-nucleotide messenger RNA. It is a transcript of the gene Tmsb4x, whose product is annotated as thymosin beta 4 X-linked. Gene Ontology annotation, biological process: actin filament organization; regulation of cell migration. The coding region runs from base 68 to 202 and encodes 44 amino acids. Gene Ontology annotation, cellular component: cytoplasm. The record is from RefSeq and is a predicted model, not a curated record. Gene Ontology annotation, molecular function: actin monomer binding. Lineage: Eukaryota; Metazoa; Chordata; Mammalia; Rodentia; Cricetidae. The transcript is spliced from 3 exons.
CUGCCCGUCCUCAUCCUUAAAGCGAGUCCAAGGGGUACUACUCCCAGGCCAGCUCCUUCCGGCAACCAUGUCUGACAAACCCGAUAUGGCUGAGAUCGAGAAAUUCGGUAAGUCGAAAUUGAAGAAGACAGAAACGCAAGAGAAAAAUCCUCUGCCUUCAAAAGAAAUGAUUGAACAGGAGAAGCAAGCUGGCGAAUCGUAAUGAGAUGAGCGCCGCCAAUAUGCACUGUACAUUCCACAAGCAUUGCCUUCUUAUUUUACUUUUAGCUGUUUAACUUUGUAAGAUGCAAAGAGGUUGGAUCAAGUUUAAAUGACUGCGCUGCCCCUUUCACAGCAGAUUCAGAACUACUGACCAGGAAGGCCUCCCCUGCCUCUCCCACCCAUCUGGCUGGCUGGCUGGCAGGGAGGGAAAAGACCUUGCAUGUUGGCGAAGGAAAAAGUUGGGUGGGAGGCGGUGAAAUAUAGAG